GCAACUUACCAGCAUCGUCGUCGCCAAGAAGGAACGUUGGAGACCGAAGUGCAGGCGUGCUAUGUCCAUCCGAAUUUGGAUUCAGGUGGAAUCAUUGUCCAAGGGGCGCUUCGAAUCGAAGGUGAGUUGGUGCUGAAACGCUUCGCGGCUAGGAACGUGCGAGCCAUUACGCCUAUUGCAUGGAAUCCUGAGCUUGGUGAUCAGUUGUUUGUGCCAUUGAUGAACGAGACUCAAGUUGUCCCUGACCCGGCUCGACUGCGUGCGAGUGCAGAGGUGUUUGAACCGCGUGAUGAUGGAGACGCUGUGGUGGAAUAUCCAGAUGGUGCACCAGGUUGGCUAGUGCGUGAGAUGAAAGAACCUGAGCCCAAUGUCUACCCUCCAGAACAUGGCCAAGCUGUGCAGUUGAAGGACAUUCCAGUGUUUCCUCAACCUGCGGAUUCAGGCCUUCACAUGGUGUUGACCUUAGCGGCGCACAGAUCGAUGCGUUUGAAGGCUCUUGACGUGAGUCAUGCGUUCAUGCAUAGCCCGUUGCCGGAAGGAUUGAUCAUCAUCCUGAAGAUGCCGCAGUCAGUCUCUUUGACCGAUGGAACGCAAGCGUAUAUGAUCUUGAACAGAGCGUUGAAUGGCCUCAGGGAUGCUUCAUUGCAUUGGCUCAACUUGUUGGCUGACAGCAUUAAAAGGGUCGGAUUGACGUCGGACAUUGUGGAACCAUGCAUCUAUCAAGGGGUCAUUGAUGGACAGGCAGCGUUGUUGGUUGCAUACGUCGACGAUCUGCUCUUGUGUAGCCAGUCUGAACAGGUUGAGCGAAAGGUCAUGAAGGCGAUCGGCGCCAAGGUUCCGCUGAAAGAGACAGGCUUGAUACUUCCUGCGGCUGAAGGUGGUGGAUCGGUGACUUUCAUUGGACGCAUCAUCUCUAGAGGAGUUGAAGAUGAUUCGUUGACUUUGGGAGUGAACCCACACUACUUGGACACUACCUUUGCGGAGUUCAAUGUACAGAAAGGUGGUCUGGUACGCACUGUUGCAAGGCAACAGCAGGCGGUCUCUCUUUCAAGCUGUGAGGCAGAGUUGUACGCAAUACAGACGAUAGCUCAAGAGGCAGUGGCGUUCAGCAAGUUCUGUCAGCGUGUGUAUGUAGGAUUGCAAGAGCUGGACGUGAGAGAAGUCCCGAAAUUGCUUUUGGAGUCGGAUUCGGCUUCAGCAUUGCAACUGCUUUCGGGUCAAGACAUGCCAAAACGGAGCAGACACGUAGAGAUCCGAGUGGAGUGGCUCAAGGCCAAGGUGCAUGGUGGCGAACUGUCCAUAGAGCAUCGUCCAGGAGUUGAGAACGUUGCCGAUCUCUUUACCAAAUGUCUACCGACCAAGGACUAUGUGAAACACCGCACUACCCUUGGGUUUGAGAUAGAUGAGGAACAAGUGAUGCUGGAUUUACUGUUGAAGAAAGCAGGUUCUGACGGCAAGCUUGGAUCUUUGUCGGCGGCUCUUGGUGGCUAUCUGAAAGGGAGUAUGCCUGUGUCAGUGGUGCAGAAAGUUCCUGAGGCACCACCACCCAAGAGUGGGCAAUCCAGUGCAAAGGGAAGUCAGAGUGCUGCCGGGAAUGAAGGCAGAAUGGGUGGACUGGAAAAUGGCAAGCGGUACAAGGCCUUUUCAGAGGGAGGCUAUGCUUGGUUGGAGUCAGAGGAGACGCCUGGUGCCAUGACUGAUGCCAGCAAAAGGGGAGUUGAGGCUUUGGCUCAUGACAUCCCCAUUGAAGACAACCAAACUGACAGUGAGAUUGAGGUCAUCCCCGCUUAUGAUAUUGAGUAUGGCAAGGUGGACAGGAGUGUGAGCUUGCCUGUGAAGGUGGACAGUUAUGAAGCAUGGGGACAAACCAUCCUCAAGACGGACAAGUUCAAAGGGUCGCAUCUCACUUAUCAUCAGUUGGUGUUGCGGGCAAUCAACAAGAGGGAUGGUGAAGAUUUCAAGUACUGCAAAUGGGUGUACAACCGAUAUUACAAGCAGUACAAUGGUCAGCCGAGGUCGCAAUGCCCAGACUUGGCAGGGUAUCUGCAGGCAGUGCGUUUUCCUGAGCUCAUUACUGGUCCUGAGACAUUCAAGCGAGAGAUGGCCGGAGCGCCAUCAAAGAGCCGAUACUGGGGCUUUCAAAACUAUGAUGGACUUGGCAAGUUUG
Molecule: messenger RNA, 2167 nt
Organism: Durusdinium trenchii
Lineage: Eukaryota; Dinophyceae; Suessiales; Symbiodiniaceae
Source: the annotation of a GenBank genome assembly